AAGAAAUGAGCAACUUCUUCUGAAGGUUUCAUAUGACGACUUCAGCGCCCUCCUGGGUUGAUUCUGGACUAAGAAAGCCGGCACAUAUCCGUCUUCUCCGGUUGUCUCUAAUAACAUCUGGAUCCCAAGGGCAUUGGUGCACAGCGGAGCCCCCAGGAGCUCCGCAGCCUACUAUCAGGGGCAAAUCCCUUUAGAUCAGGGCAUUUUCCCACCUUCCUCUGACUUUUUGCCCAUCGGCUGAUUUGGGUUCAUGGAGCUCAGGUUGUGGUUCCUCUUCGGACUUACAGUAACCUCCACCGCAGGGUUCUUGCCUCCGACAGUUCCUCGAUUGGAGCCAGGGGCAGCUGGAGGGGGUGGGGGCCCCAGGAUUCCCGCAGCCCGGGAGAGAGAUGGAGAAGAGAACGAAGCAGUGGCAACGGUCAGGGAGCUGAGCCAGACUGGGGCCGGGCAGGGGAAGGCCUCCGGUCAGCCCAGGGAUCCCAGGCAGACAUCCGUGGGAGCAGGAGGGAAUCCUGCACGCAAGAGAGAAAAGCGCUGCACUUGCUACACUUACAAGGACAAAGAAUGUGUGUACUAUUGCCACCUGGACAUCAUCUGGAUCAAUACACCAGAACGCACUGUGCCUUAUGGGCUUUCCAAUUACAGAGGCAGCUUCCGGGGCAAGAGAGCUGCAGAUCCUAUAAGCAGGAGCUCACCACCAUUUAAAGGGCCACCGAACCGAUGUUUUUGCACAGAACAAAAUGAUGAUGCCUGCAUUCAUUUUUGCACCAGAACUGAGGACAACAGAAGUAAUUCGAGGACAGUAGAAAAACAUCAAGACAAAGACAUGGAAGAGUCUCCUGAAACAUGGCCCUGAUAGCACAAAUAUUGCACGAACAGAGAUUAGUUGAAGACAUAAAAAAAAAGAAACAAGAAGACUCUGUAUCUGCAAUAAGAGAAACAAAUGAAUGCUUCAGAAGCCAUCAGAUUUCACCAUGUGGUAUCCCUGCAUUCAUGCUAUUCCAAAAAGAAGGGAAAGUUGCUGAAGAAUUUUGCAUUCUGUGAUACCUUAUUCUCCAACUGUUCCAACCACUGGGACAAGUAGGAUUCAUAUUUCCAUUCUUCUCAGCCAAAGGAUGUUUCACUCAGAAAACUAGCCAGUUUCCUCAUCAAAAUGACACGCCCCAAUCCAAAGAGUAGCAAAAUAAAACCAGACAAGUUUCUCUAAUGGAUAAAAUACUCCAAGAUGUGCUUGGAAGGGCACGGGAUUCAACAACUCUGAUUUCAGGCAGAAGUUGCAUUUGGAGUACAGCAAGUUAGAAAGACACUCACUUGCAUCUGUAUACAGAUUUACAUUCUAAAUAAGUAGAUAGCAAAUUAUUUACAAAUGUAAAGAAAUGUUCUUACUAUAAUAAAUGCCAAAUAUUUAUGCAGAAAAAUUACAGCUGAUAACUUGUAUUUGAAAAUAUAUCAGGCCAGCAUCCUAUGGAAUUAACCAUUUUAAUAAGUUAUCCACAUUAAACACAAAUCAGAUCUACCCUGGUGGUUGAUUCUGAAGCUCACAGUACUUAAUGUAAAGAAAUCUGGAAAUUACAGUGUUGCUCAUCAAAAGAAUGUAUCUUACGGAUGAAAUUGCAUUUUGGGGGACAUUAAUACUAUUAAAUUAACAUAUAUAAUCUUUCAGCUAUGCUAAGCUCACAUGUAGCGUAUUCAUAUUUAACUGGCCUUUUCAUUUUCAACUUUCUCAGCAUAAAGAUAGCCCAUUGGAAGAUUAAUUUAAAUUCCCAGCAUGAGUUGUUCUUGGAAAAAUGACUACAGGGGGUGGGUGGGAGAGUUUUGGCCCAUGAUGUUCACGUUAAUUUCUUUUUAAGGAUCUUCUGGGGAUGACUUCAAAAUGAGCUUCCCUAUCCUAUCCUGCCCCAUCUUUGUAAAUUAUGUAAAUUCGUAUUUAACUAUAUAAUUGAAAAAACCCCCAACAACUUGGAAUUGUAACUUGUGGUUUUGUCUGUUCUGUUCCCUCUGGACCUCACUGUAAGCUGCUUUCACUACAAGCAUCUUAAAAUGUAACUUUUACUCUAUGUGAAGAUGUUUGGUGGAGAAAAUUGAACUCCUACUAUGUGGUACUGACUUUGGAGUUAGUGUUGAAGUAGUUUAGAAUGGAGCAUUGUUAAUGCAUUGAGCAAAGGAGGGUAGGUCUUGACUAAAAUGUUAUAUUCUAUAUGAAUAUUAUGUAAGUUAUUAUAGUUGUAAAAGUAAAUAUCUUUAUCACAAGUAAAUGGUAAGUUUCUGAUUUCAUAGCAGAUUUUGUACAUUUUAGAAAAGCAGAUUAUUUAUUUUGAAAACUAUUUACAGCAACUAUUUCUUUGGGUGGGUUUUUUUAAAGUCACUGUAUAUACAUAUAUAUAUUUUAAAAGAAUGUGUUUUGAAUAAAAAAACCUGGUAGAUCACAAAUUAUUUUUAAAAUGCAUAUGUGCCAUUUGGCUAUAUGCUGUCUUUGGAAGAAAUUCUCAGCAUUAUCAACACUUGGAAAAUGGGAGCAGUCAAAUGCACAAUAAACUCUCCAAACAUUAUCCUGCUAUUUUGAUCAUUAUAAGUUAACAUGUAACUAUUCAUAUAUUUCACUCCAAAGAGGAAGUGGCAAGGAAACAUUUCCGAUUAAGACCCAACUGCAGACCAAGUUAAGGAAUUAUUUGGAUAGUGGAGAAGCCGGGAUUGUGACUAUCAGAGGAAAGGGCUUAAACAACUAAAGCAUGUUAAGAAUUAAGUUUGAAAAGGGAUUCUGCAGGGGACACUUCUUCCUUGUGAUACUGUAUCUCAUUCUUUACAACCAGGCAAAACAUCUUUUUCCUGGAUCAUAGUCAAAUAGAUUGUAGGAUUACAAUUAAAAGAGGCCACAAAGAUCAUCAUAUAUAGCCCCAUAGUAUAUCUUAAGAACCAUAUCAGGAGGCACAGCUUUUUCUAGUAAUUACUGUAAUUAACUAUACAGUUAUCCCUUCUAGAUCGCAGAGAUUAUGAGUUCUGAUUUCUUAAAUUUUUUGGCCCUUGCUUUGUACCACAGAAGUCUGAAUUUUUUUCCUUUGUCUUUCAUGGGGUAUUUACAGUACUUUAUUAUAAAAUUUGGAUUAUUUAAUCAUAGGCUCUGUGUCACCUGCUGGCCUUUGUAUGUCAUUAGUGGCUUCCACAAAACUCUCUAAAAAUUCCCACUUAAUUUUUUAGGUCAACAUGCAACAUAUCAAAACUGCAAUGGGGAAAGGUGCAGGGUGGAAGGGAUAUCUGUAUUUACUUUUUUGAAUGGGCUCUCCUACAUUUAACAUGUUACUUACAUUGUUAUUUUCUCUAUAUUUCUUCAUUUUCAUAUGUGGAGUGGGGAGUUCUAUCACAGCUAUUAGAAUUAGUAAACUUUAGGAGGGAUUUUUCCAUUAAUUAUAGUGUUUUUAUUUCUUUAAAGCCAUUUGCUUGCUAUGUGACCUUAAGCAUGCAACACUUUUUUGUGUUUCAAGUCCCUCAUUUGUGAAAUUGAGGGACUGGACUACAUCACCUUCAAGUUACUAUUUAGCUCCAGCAUUCUAAGUUCUUGACUUUGGCAUUCUAUGUAACCAAUGAAAUUCUAAUUUUUAAAGAUCUUUCCAGCUCUAAGGUACAUUUUGGUCCUACCAUUCUCUGACUCUUUGUAAGGUCUCUAUGUGUAUCAGAAAGAAAUUUGGUUUCUUUAAUUUUCUCUCCUUGGACUUUUUUCAUAUCAAGUAGAGAACUUACCAGAUGAGGAAAUGAAAAUCUAAUUCUAAUGUUUGAUCAUUAUCUAAGCUAAAAUGUUCCUCAUUUUAAUAAAGAGUAUUACAAAAUUGAUAUAUUAGGGUACUGAUUCAUUUUACAGAACUCUAAAGGUUUCAGUAUUGGAAAUCUAGUAAGAGUAGUCCAAUAAGAACAUGUGAAACUCAUAAGUCAGAAGCUGGUAGAUCAAAACCAUCCAAUACUAAUUGUAUUUUAAAAGCUUUAAGGGAGGUUGGAUGGUAUAAUGAAUAGAAAGUUAGCUUUCUUGAGCAUUACACAUUGUUAAGGAUGGGACUGUUUGGUUAGAAAACUGCUAAGGUUCAUUUUAGAUCUUAAUCUUUGGUCUUGUGAAUAUUCAGGAUGAACUAAUUUCUAUGUUAAAUGAUGAUGGCAUAGAAAACAUUAUGACUUAGCUCUUUUAGGCAUUAAAUAUUCAAAUUUUAAAAAGAGAUCUUAAAGCCAAACUAUGAAUGUGAAAUUAAAAAUGAAGAAGGAUAACACAAUAAGAAUUUGGGCACAAACCCUCUUGUGGGUUCUGUUCCUACUAUAGUGUAUAGGGAAAAGGAGGUCAUAGGAACAAUAAUGAAUGAUAAUAAUUCAUAAUUGUGUAAUAUUUCAAGGUAAAACAUAUACAUAGGAUUGAAACAAUUGCAGUUUUAAACAAAUGAGGAUAAAAGCAGUAUCCUUUAUAUUGAAGAUAAAAAACCCAACAACUAUACUUCUUAGGCAAACCUUUAAAAACGGAUGCUUUCAUAUAUAUGCCAUAAAAUUAAAUAUAGAAUACAUAACACUCCAAUUUAUAGCACUACUGGUUCCUAUUGAAUUUUCAAUGUAAUAGUCAUUUAUUAAAUACCUACCAUCUACUGCACUGGAGAAGGAAAUAGCAAACUAAUCCAGUAUCUUUGCCAAGAAAAUUUCAUGAACAAUAUGAUCCAUAAACAAUGUGCUUGGCUCUGUAUUAUAUCCUUUAGGAGCUUAUAGUCUGUGGAAGGUGAGGGCAGGAUGUGAAAUGCACAUAAAUAAUAUAAAGCACAUACUUUUGUGUAUACACAUAUAUAUACAAAGUGUUACUUGAAAUCAAAAAUUUUGAGGCUUCAGGGAUUCCUAGAUUUUUUCAAUUAGUCACAGAAUUUGGUAGAAAAAGGCAAAUAAUUUCUAUCUAGAAAGUUAUUUUAUAAACUAUGAAUCUAGAUAAGGUGAAAUUAAACAAGAUUUUUGAUGAAAUCUCUAAUUUUCUGACAAUCAAUUAAUUAAUUAAUAAAGCAUAUGUCAAACCUAAUGCUUAACCUAAGGAGGAUAUAGAAAAAAGUAAAAGAAAAAUUCCCUGUUCUCUGAGAGCUUAUUGUCUAAUUAGGGAUGUAACAUAUAUUGCAUAUUUUAAUACUUUGCUGAUUUUAUUAAUGUCGGUCCUCUCUCCAUUUAUUGCAACCCCAUAACAUUAAUAGAAUCUUUGUGAGUUACAGUAGCCAAAAUAUUAAUCAUGUGGCCAACAUUUUGGUGAUGAUCCUCCCUGAAUUUAGUUAAGGUAGUCUUCAGGUAAUAGGUAUCAUCUCUCACCAGUCCUAAACUCAAAAAAUUUCCAACUUGGGAAUAUGUGCCAAAGCUUUAACUCUACCAAGACUUUGUAAUUGGCAUUUGAUCUUUCCCUUUUAUGCCUUACACAAGAUGACUCCUUUGCCUAGAAUGCUUUUUCUCCUCAUCUCUAUCUCUUCAAAGAAGCAAAUUUUUCGCUUCUCUGAAGGUUUAUCCCAAGUGCCACCUCCUUCAAAAGGCCUUCCCUGAUUUUCCAAACUUGAGUCCACUUCAGAUCUUCAUCCUAUUACUCUAUCUGCUGAGAGAAAUGUACAAAUUCUUUGGGCUUCACUUUAUCCCCCAGCAUUAGGAGGUUUACUAUCUAAUAAUUUCUCUCAGUCUUACUUGUCAUCCUGGGUCAAGCAAAUACUAUGCAAAUGCACCCUUAGUUGUUAUUAAAUACUGUCAUUAUUAUCAUUAUUACUCAAUAAAGUAAAAUUGCUUGCUUCGUU
Molecule: messenger RNA, 5774 nt
Organism: Antechinus flavipes (yellow-footed antechinus)
Lineage: Eukaryota; Metazoa; Chordata; Mammalia; Dasyuromorphia; Dasyuridae
Gene: EDN3
Product: endothelin 3
Exons: 5
Coding region: 251-856 (201 amino acids)
Biological process (GO): regulation of vasoconstriction; regulation of systemic arterial blood pressure by endothelin; intracellular calcium ion homeostasis
Cellular component (GO): extracellular region
Molecular function (GO): endothelin B receptor binding; hormone activity
Source: RefSeq, a predicted model, not a curated record